UCGAGCUUUCGGUCCGAACCGAUCAACGACGCAUUUUAGCCUCCACUUAUCCUAUCCCAGCAGUUUAUCCACUCCUAUUCUCGCUCUUAUUCAUACAUCUCUCAUCCAUCUUUCCUGCUUUGUAUAUACCUUUGAUCGUUUUUGAUAUCUUCACCUCAUUUCUCUUACUCUUACGCUCCACAACAACAAAAAUACCAAAGUAAAAUACAAAACAAUGGUGCAUCAACCCGACAAUCCGCCUGUCGCGUCCACCGAGUCUGGCGGACCAGCGACGAGCCCAACCUUGGAGGAGAGGCCUCAUGAUUUCCGCUAUGAGAUCGUCCAAGGAUACUUUAUCCAGAACGGGCCUCAACCCAAGCAUAUCAAGUUUGAAGACCUUCUGAAGAGAAGCUUUGGAUUAAUCGAUACUAGUCCCGAGAGAUGGAACAAGCUCAAAGCGUCGAUCAAAAAGUUACAAGAUCAAGCGCCCGAGGGUGUUUACUACAAGGUAAUGUUCCUUGCGAGACACGGCCAAGGAUGGCAUAACUUUGGUUCUGCCAAGCACGGCUUAGACAAAUGGGAAGAGUACUGGACCUAUCUCAACAACGACGAUCAAAUCACCUGGGGUCCCGACCCCGAACUAACACCCUUGGGGAAAUCCCAAGCCCAAGCUGUAAACCGUUGCUGGGUGGCCGAAGCUCCCUUGGGCGCACCAAUCAAGUCAGAAGAGAUGAGAUGGUACGUCUCCCCGAUGAUAAGGACGGGUCAAACGUUGGAAGAGAGUUGGGGGGCGUUGCUGGGGAGGGCGCCGGAAGUUUGGGAAGAUUGGAGGGAGGUGUAUGGCGGGCAUACUUGUGAUAAGCGGUCGACCAAGACUAUAUUACAGAAAAGGUUCCCCUACUUUAAGAUCGAAGAAGGGUUAACGGAAGAAGAUGAGCUAUGGAAGGCGGACGAUCGAGAGACAGACGCGCAUAUGCAGAUGAGGGCACAAAGGGCCAUGGAUAGAUUGUUCGGUAAAGAUGGUGCAAAAGAGACUUAUAUCUCCCUAACGGCUCACUCUGCAAUUUUGCGCAACUUGCUUGCAGUACUUCACCAUCAGGCGUAUCCAUUAGCUACGGGGGAGAUGAUCCCUGUUGUGGUCAAGGCUACCCAAUUAAGAGCCGAUUCGUAAUUUGUCCCAUCAGAAAACUGCGACUUUUUUUAGCUCGAACUGGAUAGAUCAAAAUUGGAUGGGUUUGGUUCGACGAAAUACAAUUUUUCUGGUUGAUGCAUCCAGGUG
Messenger RNA from Cryptococcus deneoformans JEC21, 1258 nucleotides. RefSeq lists its product as hypothetical. Bases 215 to 1150 code for a protein of 311 amino acids. NCBI's taxonomy places the organism in Eukaryota, Fungi, Basidiomycota, Tremellomycetes, Tremellales, Cryptococcaceae. Gene Ontology annotation, molecular function: phosphatase activity. The record is from RefSeq and is a predicted model, not a curated record. The transcript has 7 exons. Gene Ontology annotation, cellular component: cytoplasm.